Messenger RNA from Rotaria sordida, 1434 nucleotides. NCBI's taxonomy places the organism in Eukaryota, Metazoa, Rotifera, Eurotatoria, Philodinida, Philodinidae. The record is from the annotation of a GenBank genome assembly.
AUGGCUUCAUCGUUAACUGGUUUUAAUCAAUUAUGCACCAUAAUUAGUUCCAUUUUAAUGUUGAUUAUAGCAUUAACAUGGCUAUAUAUUACUAAAUCGCCAAAAGAAUGCAAUUUAACUAGUGUUUCAAAUCGUAAUUUUAAUUAUUAUUAUGGUCUUGUAAAUGUUGAUAAUCCAUUAUCAUAUUACAGUGCAGAACAACCUGAUAGUAUUAAUAGUAAAUGUCGUUUAUUUUAUGAUUCUAUGCAUUUAUUUCCAUCUGGUGAUCGUUCAUUAUCAAAAUCAAUGAUUGUUCAAGCUCUUCGAGGUUCUGGAAAAACUCAUAUGAGACAAUGUAUUAUUGCUAGACUUCCUCCGAAGAAUCAAAUUUUAAUUAAAAUAUAUGGAGUAGAUAUUAAUAAUUAUUUAGAAAAUUUUGUUCAAGCUAUUGAUUUUACUUCUGAACCAUCCUAUGAAAAAAUUCGUAAAUAUUGGACUAAAGAACAUUUUUUACAAGUCAUUCUAACUGAAAUAGUUACACGUUUUGUCAAUGAAAAAUAUUUAGAAAUUUUAAAACAACGACAAAAUUUUAUAACAUUACAAACUCGUAAAGAAAUAGCAGUUCUAUUAAGUUUUUACUAUACAAAAGAUCCUGGUACUUUAUGUAAAAUGAUUAAUUUAUUACUUCAUGAAAUAACAGAAUGUUCAAUAUUAGACUGUAGUAUGCCAUGCGAGAAUCCUAAGUUUAAUAAUGGUGAUCAAGAAAUGUUUAUUGAAUUAACACAACGACACAAUAAAAUUAAAGUGAAACGUUAUACUACAGCUGUUGAUAGUUCUUUAAAAGUAUUAUUAGCAAUGUAUACAAAAACAAAAUAUUCACCAUUAUCCACUUUAGAUCGUUCUUAUCGUGAUCAACUUGCUUCAUUAAUUAAUUUUUUAAGUACAUUGCAUAUUGCUACAACAGUUAUUGUAGAUUCAUUAGAUGAAAGUAUUUUCUUUUUUAAUCAAGUUGAUACAAAUUUACGUACAUUACAAACAUUUAUUGAUUCUAUAACUAAUGAUGAUAUUUUACAUUUAGCAUUGGGUAAUUGGGGAGAAGGUAAUGAAAUGAAGAAUAGUUUUGCAUUUUAUAUAUUUAUUCCUAAAAAACCAAAUGUUUUAAUGAAUAUUUCAUGGAAUCGUCAAGAUAAAAUACCAAUUAUUGAUUUAAAAUGGGAUGAAUUACGAUUAAUUAAUUAUGUUGAUUAUAUAUUUGAUUAUUUACGGAGUGGAAGAAAAUUAUGUAUUCAUACUAUCAAACAAUUACGACAUCCUCGUGAUUUUCAUAUAUUUUUUGGUGCUUUAAUUCAACAUAUGAAUAUUGUUUGCAGACAACGGGAUUCACCAUUCAUUGCUAUUGAGGAAGAUUUGAAAAUCGCAUUAGCAGAAACAAAAUUAAGAAUUUUGGAAGAAUAA